This is a messenger RNA of Cladocopium goreaui, 3141 nucleotides long. The record is from the annotation of a GenBank genome assembly. Lineage: Eukaryota; Dinophyceae; Suessiales; Symbiodiniaceae.
AUGGUCUUACAUGUCAGGGAGGUUGUUUACCAUUUGCACCUUGGCCGCAACUAUUGGUUCACCUCCAGCGGUAAGCAGCGGUGCGGAUUGAGCCAUUGGUGGGAAAACAGCAUACGGUGUUUGCUGGUGGUGGCUGCUGUUGAAGCGAGGCUGCUUCGCAUUGGUAGCGGAGCCUGCGGGCUGGCGCUGGAGGAGGACUUCCAGAAGGAAAACUUGGUUGAGAAGGGCAAGUACCUGGUGAGGUCCCUGUCGACCAAAGUGCUUGGGCAGACAGAUGCUGGACGCAAGAAGGUGUAUCCAGCCAACUUUGUGGAAGAGGAGUUGGAUGAAAUUCACUAUGCAGCUGAAGAAGAAUGUGAUGAAGAGCAAGCCUUAGCCAUGCUCAUCGAGGAAGGUGAUGAGACAGCACUUGCCAUACAAGAGUUCGAGGAUCAGAACAAGUCAAAGAAGGGCAAAGGCCCCAGAAAGUAUCAGAGUCUUGCAGAGCGCAUAGCAAGCUCUACCUGUCGCGCCUGUGGAGCACGAGGCCACUGGAAGGAUGAGUGCCCGCUGAAGGACAAGAAUGUGACUGCAGAUGCGAACGUGAUCCUCACGGAAGAGCUCUCAGGGGGUGGUGAACUUCUUGAUGAACUUCCUGGCCAUGAUCUUGCCAAUUGGCAGAACCAGAUCGGCUUCAAAGUCAGUCCGCUCUUUCUCAAGCUGACAGCCAUGACUCUUCCAAGUGCCUCGGGAACGCCAUUUCCGGGACUCCAGACAGAGAUGCUAGAUGCGAUGCUGUCCGGAGAAGUGGAUGCCUCUCUGGCCUUCGAAGAUCGACAACUACCAGAGAUCAAAAGUCGUCGCCCUCCAGGUGUGAUGACCUUGAAGGAGUGGGGUCAGUUGAAGUUCCCGGAAGGGAAGUGGCGGCACAAGUCCUUCUUUCAGGCAUACCAGGAGGACCCAAAGUACGGCAAGUUCAUGAAGGAGCACAGGAAACUGGUGUCAGCUUGGGCACUGAGUUUUCAGGCUUACGUGGAAGCCAUGGACAGGAUGCAGGAAGAUUGCUCGAAGGCCUUCUACCAGGAGUAUGCCAGACAGUGGGCCAAAGCCGAGAUGUCCAAGAUGUAUCCGAAGGCAGAGAUCGAGAAGAGUCAAGGACCAGAGUGGGAGCUGUUGACAGGAGGGGUGACAUCGCGUCCGAUGAGCACGAUGUCAUCACCAAGUCAGAAGCGCCCCAUGGAAGAAGAGCAGUCGCAGAUGGCGAUCGAGGUGCAGCAGAAAGAGGAGAUGAUCACUCGCAUGGCGAUCUUGCAGCGCGAGAUGGACAAGAUCAAGACUUUCCAGAAGUUUGGAAGUGAUCUUCUGGAGAUCUAUUGUGAAGAACAUUCUCAAAUCACAGAACAAGCUUGUAAGCUGGGCUUGAAGGCCAGAAGAUUCACUUUCAGUGAUGGAGAUCUUUCUACACCAGAAGGUCAAGCUGCGCUUUGGAAAGUUUUGGAAGAAGAGCGACCGAGAGAAGUCUGGAUGGCACCAGAAUGCAAAUAUUGGGGCAACUUCAGUCGCAGAAACAUGGGCAGGUUUGAUGAGAAGCCACUGGUUUUGGAUGAGUUGCAUGUUUGUGAUGUUGAUGAAGCUUUUGUUGCCGGAGUUGUCAAAAGAAAAAGAGUGUCCGCUGCAGCAGUUCCAGUGAGCUUAGAAGAGCCGGUUUCAGCAGAAGUGAAGCGUCCAAGGUAUCACUGCAAACAGACACCAGCAGGUGACCACGGAUGUGCAGCCGGUGAAUAUUGGGAUGGCAUUUUUAAGAAAAUUGAAACCAUGGUUCCACGGGUAGGCAAACGUGUUUUGGAUGAUGAUGGGGUUUUAGCUCAGAUUCAGAAGGGGGCCACAAACUUGAAGGUUCAGAGGGUUGAAGCCUGUAGGGGAACUGAGAGGUUGCGCCUCCCUGGAUUUGAUGCGGACCCAGAAACCAUCCCGUUGAGAUGGACCGUGGUCAAAGACCGCAUCACGGGUCAGUCAAUGGUACUUGGCCCAGCUGAGGAAUGGGCUGCUCUGCCAAAAAGGCAGCAAAUUCGAAAGGGUCAAUCUGCAAAGAUGAAAGGCAUGCGGAACCUCAUUUGGUUCAAGGAGCUCUGGAUUAUCAGUGCGACAGUUGUGCGGAAACAAAAGCUGGUCCAGACUCCACCCGUCCUGGCACAAUUCAUGAGAGAGUUGUCAGUUCAGCCACCUGGGACACCUAAUGGGGAGUUGAGCAAUCAGUCUGAACCGCCUCAAGGAGUGGAACAGUCAGAGAAUGAACUCCCUGAUUACGUGCGUGUGCCGGUUCCAGAAAGUGUCAGUGAGUCCGAUGGUGAUGCCUCACAGGCGGGCGUCAAUCUUGAACCAACGGAUGACCUUCUGGUUGGAGAUGACAUCACCAUGUCUGCAGAUGAUAGGUGUUGCCAGUUCUGGGAGAUUGAAAUUCCUGUUGAAAACCAUGAAGAGCAUGCACUGUUUUGCGCUGGAUCAGCAGAUGAAAGUGUGUUGUUGGUGACUGGAGCAAAGAAGAAACGAGUUGAAGUCCGUUUGAGUGAUUUAAGCAGUGCUGACCAACAGCGCAUGGCGGUGGCCAAGCAUAAAGAAAUAGGCGCCUGGCUCAAACAUGGAACUGUGAGAAAAGCAUCCAAAGGAAAAAAUCCUGAGGAAGCAAUCAUGCGCUGCCGAUGGCUGCUCACCUGGAAAUCAGCCUCACCUGAGGAUCACCCCAAGGAUGUGAGUGAGGGUCGUAAGGCAAAGGCCCGGUUGAUUGUUGUUGGAUACGAGGAUCCUGGAGUUGGGGUGGUUCAAAAUGAUUCACCCACACUCACCAAAGAUGGAAGACAGAUGGUGGUGCAACAGGUGAGUAGUCAUGGUUGGGAACUAGUUUCCUUCGAUGUCUCAACUGUCUUUCUCCAAGGCGAAGGAGACGGCCGCUUGCUUGGUUUGUAUCUCACCCCAGAGUUAACAGAAGCCCUUGGGUUGGAACCUGGUGAUCAGUGUCAAUUGGUAGGAAAAGAGAAAUAUGCCCAUCAGGGAUGUUUGAUUUUUGUCACGACUCCAGAGUUGCUGGAGAACAAGAGAUCAGUGGUAGCACCAGAAUUCUGGAUUGUCCUGUUGAUCUUAGAACCUUGGGGUUGGAGAGAGUAA